Molecule: messenger RNA, 2510 nt
Organism: Diabrotica balteata
Lineage: Eukaryota; Metazoa; Arthropoda; Insecta; Coleoptera; Chrysomelidae
Source: the annotation of a GenBank genome assembly
AAACAGUAAAAAAUUUCAAGUUCGAUUAAAUCGCAUCUAGUUUAGUGCUUGCUAUUCGUAUACAAGAAUGUGAUUCAAGGAUAUAGGCAAUGUUAAUUGUUUCAAAAGUAAACCUUGUCAAAGGAUGAAUGAAACGAUUCUAAUAAAAUGUGCAUUUAUUGUAAACUGUUCGUGUAGUUGACAAUUCUUUCUUGUGCGUCUAGGAUAAGUUAAAUUAAAAAUUAACAAAAUGACGAAAACGAAAGUGGAUCUGUCUUCAAUUUCAAAUUUUAAUUCAACGACAACACUAACCAAAAAUGACCAAAACCAAUUAUCAACUCAAGUUAGUGUUGAAAGUAACCUAGAUCAACCCUACAAUCCAUAUGAUCACAGAACCCUGCAACAUCCAAACACAUAUACUGGGGCAUUAAUACACAUUCUAAAAGGAUCCCUUGGGAGUGGAUUGUUAGCAGUUCCAAGGGCGUUUAUGAGUGCCGGACUCCUGGUAGGAGUCAUCGGCACGAUGGUUGUUGGAUUUAUUUGUACAUAUGCGAUACAUCUUCUGGUAAUGGCGUCUAAACGAGUUUGUACGGAUUUAAAAAUUGGUAGCCUAGGCUUCGCUGAAACAGCUGAGGCAGUUUUUAUACACGGACCCAACCAGUUCAAAAAGUUUUCACAAGUUGCAAGAUUGUUUGUGGAAAUAUCAUUGACCAUGACACACUUUGUAGGAAAUGCAGUGUAUGUUGUAUUUAUUUCCGAGUCAAUAGCUAAGCUUGUCGGUUUCUACCAUCCACCUGCGUUACACUGGGGACAAUACUUUAAACUGAUCAUACUGUUCCUUUUAAUAAUAUUCUGUCAGAUAAGAGAACUUAAGCAUUUGGUACCAUUCUCAUUUAUAGCGAACGUGACAAUGACAUUGGCUUUGGUAAUUACAGGAUAUUACAUGAUAAAAGAAUUGACUCAUGUUGAAAUAAAGGACCGAAAAUUAGCAACAGAUAUAUAUGGAAUUCCAACAUUUUUCACUACAGUCCUUUUUGCAAUGGAGGGAAUCGGAACCAUAAUGCCUGUUGAAAAUUCUAUGGUUGAAGACAGAUUCACAGGAUGUCCAGGGGUUCUAAAUACAGCUAUGACUUCUGUCGUAGCUUUUUAUACAAUAAUUGGUUUUUGUGGAUAUUUUGCUUAUGGUGACAAAACAGCAGCUACCAUCACCAUAAAUUUACCUGACGAUGAAAUAUUAGCUCAAGUUGCUCAAGCGUCUAUUUCAGCAGCGAUAUUUUUCACGUUUAUGCUCCAAUACUACGUACCAAUCGAUAUAACAUGGAGGAGAAUAAAACCAUAUGUGCCAAAGGAAAAAGAAAACAUAGUACAAAUAGUCUGGCGAACUCUAACAGUUUCCUUCAUAGUAGGAGUAGCAGCGGCAGCUGGAGAUAAACUAGGACCUCUAAUAGAUCUCAUGGGAGCAGUUUUCUUUUCUACUUUGGGGUUAUUUGUCCCAUCUCUUCUCGAUAUUAUUGUUAAUUGGAAAGAUUGGGGUAGAUAUAAUUGGAUUUUGGUAAGAGAUUUAUUUGUGAUAUCAAUGUUUACGUUUGGUUUUACGGCAGGAACUUAUUACGCUGUUCUUAAUUUUGUCAAAUAGGGGCAGCCUUUUUUGUUAGAUAUUUUAAAUGCGCAGUAUUUUUAUAUUACUUUUAGUAGCUAUUCAUCUGUGAAUGCGAAUAAUGUGAUAACAAUUUUGUAAAAUUUUUAUAUUAUCUAUAUGUAUAAAUUGUAGUUAUGUAUUUUAACAUAAUAUUAUAAAGACUCAUUAACAAAAGAUAAGUGAACGACGAGUAAAGAUUUGCCUAAAAAAUAAACAAAAAAAGUAAUAAUUCUAUUAAAAUAUGUACAUGCUUUUUGGCUAAAGGGCAUUUUUGAAGAGUUGGUAAAAACGAAACACAACCUAAUCCUAACCAAAUUCAAUAAACAACUUAACGCAAACUUGGACAGAAAAGUGGAUAAACUCCAUAUACAAAACAGGUAAUAAGGAAAAAUGCAAGAAUUACAGAUUCAUAACACAAGCACGCUGAAUAGGUUAUAUAACAUAAUAAUAAAAGAGAUGAUGUGCGAGGAAUACCACCCUUAUGAAUUUGAAGAACAAAGUGGCUCUAGAGCAGGAAGAUCAACUAUUGAUAGCAUUUUCUGCGUAUCUCACAAAAAUAAAAAAAAGAUCGCAAGACCACAAGAAGUGCAACUGUUUCUAAUAGAUCUUAAAAUCGCAUAUGAUAUUGCUUCAAUAUUAUAACUAUGGAAACUCUUGAAAUUAUAUAGAGGUACAACUGCCAGAGUAAAAACGGACGAUAGAACAUCACAUAACUUUAUAUAAACAUAUCACACAAAAAUAUAUCACAUAAAAAAAUGCUUAAGGCAAGGUAGCUUUCUCCAAUUUUAUGUAUAUGUAAUGUUUGAGUGAAAGUUGGUGUGGGAUUUGACGGGGAGGUUAGCAUGGGGAUUGGCACGUAUAUUGACGCGAAAAUACACAAGAGGGGAUAUAC